UCCGCUGACAUUCUUGUCCUCCUUUUUUUGUCCUGUUUUUUUCUUCCUUUUUUUAUUUUUCUUCUUUUUUUCUUCCUCUUUGAUUAUUGUUUCAAUGGAUUUGAUCCUUUUUCUGAUGACAAGUUUUUUGUUUUUGUUUUUUUGUUUUGUUUUUUUCUUCUUCUUAGCAUGCGAUGGUUACUAAACUGUGAGCAAAAGGUGCUGCUGGGGCUGGGAGUCACUGGGAAUUGAGCAAUGCAAUAAAAUUAAGACUUACCAGUCCAGCAACAACAUAUAUAAAUUUACUAUCUCUAGAUCUAGAUAUGCAACUGGUUUUGUUAUGGCACGAGAAAAGAAAGCAAUGUGAAAUAUGCGUUUUUUUUUUAAAGAUGAGGAAAAAAAGGCAUGUUUCUAACUCUUUUGCAGAGGAUUUUUCCAGAUGUUGUUUUGAUGUUUUUUUUAAUUUUUAAUUUUUGGUAUAUAGAUGUGAAUUGCAAAUGCAUUUUACAGCAGUGUUUACAAAGAGUUUGUGAUCUUGCAAUACUGGUGCAGGCCACUGAGCAAGAUGUUAAUUUUAUUAUUUUUGGUUGUUGUUUCCUUUUUUGACACUCGGUGCAAUCAGCAGUUUUUUCUUCUUUUUCUUUGAUGCCCGUUUAUAACGUGAAACUUUUCUUGCAGCUUGUUAGAGUUGAUCAUUUUUAAAUACUUUUUUCUCCUUAAAAAAAAAGCCAAAAAAAAAAAAAAAAGCCAAAGCAAUGAUCGUUACUUUUGCACAUUUGACUUUUUUAUUCUUUUACCGAGAUAAUUUUAUUAUGAUGAUUAUCAGGAUGAUGAUGAUAGAUAUGCACAUAUAUACAAAUAAAUACAUUUUAAAAUGAUGGCAGUGGAAGGUUUUCCUGGAGAAUGAAGUGCGGUUUGGUUUCCUUGUCAACGGAAGAUGAAGUGAACAACUGAACAUCUCCCCAGUGCAGGGUUAAAGCAAAGUGAGCCAAUCAUGACCGGCAAAACACAGACCAGCAAUGUUACCAAUAAGAAUGACCCCAAGUCAAUCAACUCCAGAGUCUUCAUUGGCAAUCUGAACACAGCCAUUGUCAAAAAAGGUGACAUAGAGGCAAUCUUUGCAAAGUACGGAAAAAUAGUUGGCUGCUCAGUGCACAAAGGUUAUGCAUUUGUACAGUAUAUGAGUGAGAGGCAUGCGAGGGCUGCGGUGGCAGGAGAGAAUGCUAGGAUCAUUGCAGGACAACCACUCGAUAUCAACAUGGCAGGAGAACCAAAACCAUACAGACCAAAACCUGGAAACAAGCGGCCACUUUCAGCCCUUUACAGACUUGAUUCAAAGGAACCUUUCCUGUCUGUUGGAGGUUAUGUCUUUGACUAUGAUUACUACAGAGAUGAUUUCUACAAUCGAUUGUUUGAUUACCAUGGUCGUGUCCCACCACCACCUCGUGCAGUGAUACCAUUGAAGCGCCCUCGUGUGGCCAUGACAGCAACUCGUAGAGGGAAAGGGGUUUUUUCCAUGAAAGGGGGAUCGCGAUCAACGUCUAGUGGGGCGUCUUCUUCAGGAUCCAAAUUGAAAUCAGAUGAGUUGCAAACAAUCAAGAAGGAAUUAACCCAAAUCAAAACAAAAAUUGACUCCUUGCUAGGGAGACUGGAGAAGAUUGAAAAACAGCAGAAGGCUGAAGCAGGGUAUGCUUUCCUUACAGAAGCUCAAAAGAAGCAAAUGGAAGAUAAUGCUGAUUUGAUCCAAGAGGAAUGCAUAUCAGAGAAUGCAGAUAACUCUACAGAAGAGCCUAUUGAAGUAGGGCCAGAUGCAGAUGGGGAUGGAGAAGAGAUGACUGAUGGAAUAGAGGAGGAUUUUGAUGAGGAUUGCAGCAAUGAGCUGUUUCUACAGAUCAAGUGAUGAGGUGUCAUGUGUGAGCCCCUUGGAGGCUGAGAAGAGAAACUGUGACUUCCCCUUUCCACUCCCCCACAGAAAUGUGAACUGCGGUUUCUUACUGGCUAGCAACACCUUUGAUUCAAUUUGUAUGAAAACUCACUUUACUUAUUAAAAUGGACAUUAUUGUUCAAACCUUAGAAAUUUCAUUUCUUAUAUGUUCUAAGCUGUACAACUGUCAGAUUUUUAUGGUUUAGAUUGUAAAUGUGUUUUUCUCUGGCUAAUUAUUGGCAUUAUUUGUUUUUAAUUUUGAUGUCUUAAAGGCCAAGGUACUGUAUGAUAAUAAUAUGAAGGACAUAUUUAGCAGGCGUGAGAGACACUGUAUACAAAUGUAUAUUUGUAAAAGCUAUUUUUAUGAUUAGCAUGUUUUACUGUUUAUCAUAUUUAAAGUCAGUUGAUAUUGCAUUUCUAUGUUUAUAGCUUAACUCAGACACAGUCAUGUUAUGAUCAAAGACUUAUUAUCAAUCAUGUUGUAUGGUAUUUUUCAUUACUUUUCAUUAUAUUCAUAGUUUAAGAUAAUUAUGUUUACUAGUAGGGAUAAUAUUGAAAGGCAAAGUAAUAGUUCUGUUCUGUUCAUGCACUAUUUCACCGUAAUUGCUAAAAAGUGCAAAUAUGUCAAAUAUCAGAUCAAUUGAUAAACUGUAAAUUAGACCCACUUGUUAAUCCCUUUUUUCAAACAAACACUCUCUGUGAUGCCAUAGAUUAGCACAGUUAUUUCAUCUGUAUCUGUUACUAUCUCAAAGCAGUUUGUUGUUACCUUAUGGAAAAGUUUACAUGCCAGUGAAUGUCCUAUCCAAACUGUAUUCCAGACAGGUGAAUGUUUUAUAUAUUGCCAAUAUUUGAAACCUUACAUUAGAUUAUCAAUUGUUUUGUUUCACUUUCGGUCAAUAGGAUCGUUCCAUUCCUCAAUCUCUCAAGCAUUCUCCACAUGCUUGAAGUUGGAAUAAUCCAUUCUCAUAGAGGCUGUAGGGGAAUUCAGUAUUUAAUUUCUUAAUAAAUCAUGUUUCUUUUCAAACAAAA
Malaclemys terrapin pileata is the source of this 2932-nucleotide messenger RNA. RefSeq names its product RALY RNA binding protein like (gene RALYL). The transcript is spliced from 9 exons. The coding region runs from base 974 to 1879 and encodes 301 amino acids. NCBI's taxonomy places the organism in Eukaryota, Metazoa, Chordata, Testudines, Emydidae. Gene Ontology annotation, cellular component: nucleus. The record is from RefSeq and is a predicted model, not a curated record. Gene Ontology annotation, molecular function: RNA binding.